This is a messenger RNA of Phytophthora infestans T30-4, 1290 nucleotides long. RefSeq lists its product as uncharacterized. The record is from RefSeq and is a predicted model, not a curated record. Gene Ontology annotation, cellular component: endoplasmic reticulum membrane. Gene Ontology annotation, molecular function: zinc ion binding. The transcript has 2 exons. NCBI's taxonomy places the organism in Eukaryota, Oomycota, Peronosporomycetes, Peronosporales, Peronosporaceae. Bases 1 to 1290 code for a protein of 429 amino acids.
AUGCCGCCGUCUCCGCCUGCUAGCGAAAUCAUCGACGAAGACGAGGACGAAGCCGAGUGUCGCGUGUGUCGCGGCGAGGCUGAACCUGACCGUCGUCUAUUCGCGCCGUGCAAGUGCAGCGGCAGCAUCCGCUUCACACACUCGGACUGUCUGGAGCAGUGGCUGGAGCACUCGGGCAAGAGCUUCUGCGAGCUAUGCGGCCAUCAAUUCACCUUCACGCCGCUAUACGACGCCAACGCGCCGGAUGUUCUGCCCUGGACGGAACUGCUGGGCACAGGACUACGCGUCGUGUUGCUUAAGUGGUUUCCCUUCGCUCUCCGCGCCGUGCUCGUGCUGGUACUGUGGCUUGCGGUGGCGCCAUGGUGCACUAGCUGGCUCUACCGCAUGUGGCUGCUACGCGCGUCGGCCAUGGUGAACGUCAACUUCUCGGAGCGCUUCGACGCGCCACACAUCGUGACCGACAUCUUCUCCGGCGUGAUCCUCAUCGUGUGCAUCGUCUUCUCCUUCUUAGCGUUAAUGUCCUUUGCAGACUUUCUGAGAUUCCACUUGGACCAUAUCGAGGAAGAGAUAGCGGCCGAAGAAGUGCCGCACCACCAUCAUCACCGUCAUGAUGUAGGGCAACACAUGCGACGCGCACAGUUUGGAGAAGGUAACCACAUUGAAGAGAACGAGCAAGGUGCCGAGCCUAGAAUACUCGAAGGACCCCGGAGAUUAGGGAACCUGGACGACAACGCUGACUCGGACUCGUCAGAUGAAGAAGAAUGGGCCGAUCGGAACCGCGACGAGCCAUUCGCCGACGCCUUUAUCCAACACCGCGAGUUUGGGCUUGUAGAAGACGCAGAUCCCGUCCCACAACCACAAGAUGAACUCCGCCAGCGACGACCGCUACGUGACGCACCGGAGAUGGAAGAAGAGCGUCGGAAUGUUGCUAAUGCACCGCCCAGAGGUGCUCGCAACCGCGUAGAUCCGCCGAACAUGAACCAACGCGAGUGGGAAGACGACUUUGAGCAUAUGGAGAUCAACAUCGCGAUGGAUGAGCUGCUUGGACUACGUGGAGACUUUGUGGUUUUGUUCCGUAAUGUGUCGUGGCUGCUGGCAUUUAACGGAGCGUAUCUCGGUCUGUUCGCAUUCAUCCCGUACACUCUCGGUAGCACUUUACUGUCUGCUGGAGCCAGGAUUGCUGCCUCGUUGCCAAUUGCCUCGUCACUGGUCCCAAUUGAGAAAACGGCGACUGCUUGCAACUGGUGGACAUUUGCACGUGCACAAUGGGCUACCUGUCCAUUUGCAUGA